UCGAAAUGUGUUUGCAAAAAAUGUUUGGCAUUUGGGUGUUUGUUGCUAUUUUUUCGAGUAUAGAGGGGUACAAAGUUUUGGUUGUAUUCCCUAUCCCAGCAGGCAGUCAUAGAAAUCUAGGCGAUGGAUAUGUUAGGAAUUUAUUGAAAGCCGGACACGAGGUGACUUACAUAACACCGUUCCCGUACGAAAGUUCUGAUCCGAAUCUUCGUCUGAUCACCACUGGAGAUACUGUCAAUGCUAUAAGUGGCUCAUCACUAAACAUAACAGCGUUGAUGUUGCACGAAGUUGAAAUGGAUCAAGACCGUCACUUUCAACUGGCUAUAAACAUUACGAAGAAUACUCUUAAGAACAAAUCAGUCCAGAAAUUACUCAACGAUCCUUCCGAGUCGUUUGAUGUUAUUGUCGCGGAAUGGAUGUUCAACGAUGUUUAUUGCGGAUUUUCAGCAUUAUUUCGAUGUCCGUAUAUUUGGUCGUUUCCAUACGAGACAAAUUCAAUCAGUCUUGGUUUACUUGGAGAGUUCUCUAAUCCGGCGUAUACGGCUAAUAUCGAAACUAGUGAUGUACCACCGUUUGAUUUCUGGCAACGGGUUUAUUCUUUAUGGUUUCGUAUAACGAGCAGAGUACAACACUUAUUUUUUUAUGAAAAUAUAGAGAAGAAUCUUUACGAAGAAAUUUUUAGUCCAAUCUUAAAGAAGCGUGGUAUAACAACACUGCCUGAAUAUGAUAUAUUGAGAUAUAACGCGUCUUUAAUACUAGGCAAUACAGACCCAUCUAUCGGUCAAGCUUUGGCAUUACCCGAAAACUAUAUCCCUAUUGCUGGAUAUCAUAUAGAUGAAGUCAAACCACUACCUCAGGAUUUAAAAGAUAUAUUGGAUGAUGCAAAGCAUGGAGUAAUUUAUUUUAGUUUAGGAUCAAAUUUAAAGAGUAAAGAUUUUCCCGAAAAGAUAUUGCAAGAUUUACUCAAAUUAUUUGGAGAAUUACAACAGACAGUUAUUUGGAAGUUUGAACAAUCGUUGACAAACAAACCUGCAAACGUACAUAUUUUAAAAUGGGCACCGCAACAAAGUAUUCUUGCUCAUCCUAACUGCGUUUUAUUUAUUACACAUGGAGGCAUGUUGUCGGUUACCGAGGCAGUUCACUUUUCAGUACCAUUUAUCGGUUUACCAGUUUUCUACGACCAAAACUUUAAUGUAGCAAAAUCUGUUCAAAGAGGUUUUGCUUUAAAGGUUUCAUUGAGUUUGAACUUGGCUGAAGACUUGAAAGACGCUGUUCAAGAAAUUCUGAACAAUAACACAUACCGUGAAGCAAUGAAACAGACAUCAAUAACGUACCACAAUCGAAUGAUACCACCUGGCGAUGAAUUGGUAUACUGGGUAGAAUACGUGGUACGUACCAAUGGCGCGCCACACUAUCGCUCCGCCGCACUUCUGUUGCCCUGGUACCAGAAAAUGUAUUUAGAUUUUAUUGCGACGGUUAUUGUAUGUGUUUGUUUGUUUAUAUAUAUGAUAAAAACGUUGUGCAUAAAAUGUAAAGUACAAAAGAUCAAGAGUUCGUAGACAUCGCUGUUCCCACUGCCGAAACAUUUGUAUUAAAACAUGUUGCCAUCUCUUUCAUUCUUUUCGAUAAGACAGAGACAAUGUUAUUACCUUAAAAUGUAUUUUUUUACUAUAAAAGGUUGUAAAUGAGAAAACGGGCAUUUGAUUUCGCUAAAAUAGCGAAGUAACCUGUACUUAUGUAUGUUCAU
Molecule: messenger RNA, 1747 nt
Organism: Papilio xuthus (Asian swallowtail)
Lineage: Eukaryota; Metazoa; Arthropoda; Insecta; Lepidoptera; Papilionidae
Product: UDP-glucuronosyltransferase 2B10-like
Exons: 8
Coding region: 6-1559 (517 amino acids)
Molecular function (GO): UDP-glycosyltransferase activity
Source: RefSeq, a predicted model, not a curated record